Lactuca sativa (garden lettuce) is the source of this 390-nucleotide messenger RNA. Lineage: Eukaryota; Viridiplantae; Streptophyta; Magnoliopsida; Asterales; Asteraceae. The record is from RefSeq and is a predicted model, not a curated record.
AUGGGUUGUGGAGAUGGAGGUGGAGGUGUUCUUGAGAUUCUGUGUGGUGAUGGUGAUGGUGCUGGUGGUGAUGUUGAUGGUGAUGGUGAUGGUGAUGGUGAUGAUGAUGAUGGUGUGACGGUGAUGGUUGUGACGGUAGUGAUAAUGAUGCUGAUAGUGAUGGUGAUGCUGGUGAUGGUGAUGAUGAAGGACCAAAAACCAUCAGAUGGUGAUGGUGAUAGUCAUGGUGAUAAUGGUGAUGGUGCUGGUGGUGAUGUUAAUGGUGAUGGUGAUGGUGAUGGUGAUGAUGAUGAUGGUGUGACGGUGAUGGUUGUGAUGGUAGUGAUGAUGAUGCUUAUAGUGAUCGUGAUGCUGGUGAUGGUGAUGAUGAAGGUUGUAUAUGGGGUUUAG